Messenger RNA from Triplophysa rosa, 3235 nucleotides. It is a transcript of the gene prkg3, whose product is annotated as protein kinase cGMP-dependent 3. Gene Ontology annotation, molecular function: cGMP-dependent protein kinase activity; ATP binding. Gene Ontology annotation, biological process: protein phosphorylation. The record is from RefSeq and is a predicted model, not a curated record. Lineage: Eukaryota; Metazoa; Chordata; Actinopteri; Cypriniformes; Nemacheilidae. Bases 22 to 2043 code for a protein of 673 amino acids. The transcript is spliced from 20 exons.
UCGCUGAUGUGAAAUGAGUCAAUGACUCACUCAUUGAGUGAUUCGGUCCUUUCUUUGUUCGAGGUGAUAUAUUGCGAUGUUUUCUUUGCAGAGAGACAGCUUCAGCAGAAAGACAUUCAUUUACAAGAGCUGCAGGAACGAUUGAAUGAGUUUGAGCUUCCAUCACAAGCCAACAGUAAUGAAAUGCAUGAAGUCAGACAGAGUCGGGCGGCCGUCGUGGCUCCAGAGCCCGUAGCAGAAGAGCUGGAAAUCCCUGCCAACAGAGUCCAAAAAUCUGCAAGCGAGAGCGCUCAGAUCAUCAAAGCCAUCUCUAGGAAUGAUUUUCUCAGGCGUCUGGAUGAGGAACAGAUCAACAUGAUGGUGGAGCUCAUGACGGUUCUGGACUGCGCUCCCGGUGAUGACAUCAUCACAGAAGGCACAGAGGGAGACAGCAUGUACAUUGUCGCUGAUGGUGAGCUGAGGGUAUUGCAGGCCGGCCGUGACCUCCGAACUUUGACCUCUGGUGAUGUGUUUGGGGAGCUGGCCAUCCUAUACAACUGUAAACGCACAGCAUCUGUCCAAGCUGUCACUGCCGUGAAGUUGUGGUGUAUUGAGAGACAAACAUACAGAAGCAUUAUGACCAACAAAUCCAAGAAGAAACGAGAACAGCUCAUGGGAUUCCUGAAGACAGCUCAAACGUUAAAGGCCCUGAACAAUGUGCAGCUGUCUAAGAUCAUCGACUGCAUGGAGGAGGUGAAGUUUCACGAUAAUGAAGUCAUUGUCCGGGAAGGAACAGAGGGCAAUUCUUUUUAUAUCAUUCUUAAAGGAGAGGUAUCAGUGACGAAGAAAGUGAACGGACAGCAGAAAAGCAUCCGUAAGAUGGGUGAGGGGGAACACUUUGGAGAACUGGCUCUUAUACGAGAGAUCCUCAGGACCGCCACAUGCACAGCUGUGGGAACCGUCACCUGCCUUUCCAUUGAUAAAGAGGUGUUUGAGGAGACCAUUCCUUUCGAGAGUCUGGAACUCCAUGAUGAGCCAGAUCUAAUCGAGGACGUUGAAAAGAUAGAGAAAGUGGGGCUGCAAACAUCUCUGAAGCUGAAAGAUGUGAUUCCUGUGCUGUAUCAGGAGGGCCGCUGUCAAGGAGACCCCGUCACGCUCGGAGUCGGAGGCUUUGGAAGAGUCGAGCUGGUAACAACCCUGCAGCACAGAAAGUACUUUGCCAUGAAGAAGGUCAGUAAAAAGCACAUCGUUGCUAAGAGGCAGGAAUCGCACAUUCUCCUGGAACGCAGAAUUCUUCAGGCGAUCCGAUGUGAUUUUAUCGUCAGACUGCACGCUGGCUUCAAAGACUCGCGAUACAUCUACAUGAUCAUGGAGUUCUGCUCGGGUGGAGAAAUCUGGACCAAGCUUAAGGAAGCGGGUCGAUUUGAAGAGAAUAUAGCCGUGUUUGUGACGGCGUGUGUGGUGGAAGCCUAUGCACACCUUCAUAAGAAAGGGAUCCUGUACCGAGACCUGAAACCAGAAAACCUCAUGCUGGACUCCAAGGGAUAUGUCAAACUGGUUGACUUUGGCUUUGCAAAAGAGCUGUCUCGAGGUGAAAAGACGUAUUCGUUCUGUGGUACUCCAGAGUACAUGUCUCCAGAGAUCAUUCAGAAUCAGGGUCAUGACUUCGCUGCUGACUUCUGGUCGCUUGGUGUUCUGGUCUAUGAGCUUCUUGUGGGCAGCCCACCCUUCUCCAGUUCAGAACCACAGAAGAUCUAUGCUAAGAUUUUGGAUGGUGUGAUGAAUUUUCCUCCAUAUCUGGAAGAAGGUGCCAAAUCUCUCAUCAGUAAACUGUGCAGGCCACGACCUGGACAGCGGCUGGGCAACACGAAAAAUGGCAUCAAAGAUGUGCGACAUCACAGAUGGUUUAACAGCAUCAACUGGCACAAAUUAAGAAUGAGGCAGAUGGAGGCACCAACAAUCAAACUUAUAAGAAAGGGUCCCUGCUACAUAAACUUUGACUGCUUCCCCUAUGAUAAGACCCAAGCCGAGGAGGAAUUUUCAGGAUGGGAUCGGGAUUUCUAAACAAAUGUCAAGCCCUGUCUCACAGCUCUCAUCUGCUGAAUGUUCAAUAAGCUCACUCGUUAAAUUCAAAGUGCUCUUAAAGUGAUACUUCACCCAAAAAUGAAAAUUCUGUCAUCCUUUAUUCACCUUCAAGUUUCUUUGUUUUGAUGAACACAGAAAAAGAUAUUUGGAAGAAUGCUUAUAACCAGACAGAUCUCACUCCCCAUUGACUCCCAUAGUAGGAAAAACUACUUUAUCAUUUUGUUUUGUUCUGUUAAACACAAAAGACGACAUUUUGAAGAAUGUAGGACAGCAAACAGUUCUAGGGCACUUUUGACUACCAAUGUAUUUUUUCCCACUCUGGGAGUCAAUGGGGGACAAAAAAAAAGCAUUCUUCCAAAUAUUUAUACAGAUUUGGAACAAUUCGAAGGUGAGUAAAUGAUGACAGAAUUUUUAUUUUUGGGUGACGUAUCACUUUAAAUCCAUUUUUAUUUUCCCAGAGGUCCGUUUAUGAUGUCACUGGUGGUUUUAUAAUGUUAUUAUAAUGUUAAUACAUUAUUCCACCCACUGUCUGCAACACUGCCAAAUAUAUUUACAAGUGAUUUGGGAUUGAACAGGUAUAGUUUUUAACCUGUACUUUAAACUAUGCAAAUGAGUUGAUAUCAACAGCCAAUCACAGCACUGGAAUGGAAAAACAUGCACAUGCAUCGUUUGUUCUGGAAGGUCAUUGCCGGGGUCACUGACUGGUUAUAAUAUUUAAGAAAUGGUUUUAUGCAUCUCUCGUCUGAGUAGGGGAGAGCAAGACACAACUUUAACACUUUUUGGUUUUGAAAAAAAAAAACCUUUUGAUGAUGAGAUUUACUUGCCUCCAAAACAUUCACGAUAACAUCAAAACUUCCCACAAAUUCACAAGAGACGGUCUUCUGAUUGAGAGAGAGAGAAAAAGACCCAAACUACAUCUCGUUCGACCCAGCUAAAUUUUGUCAAAAUUUAAAUCUUUAGAUCAUAUAUUCCCACUUAAACAAUAAAUGUACAUUCUUCUAGAUCAAUUUAACGCCACGGUUGGGUUAGUUUAUAUUUGAUCCAUUGGUUGAAUCAUCCUAUGAUUUUUAAAGGUACAAUGUGUAAUUGUUUGAAGGAUCUAUUGACAGAAAUGCAAUAAAAUAUCCAUAACUAUGUGUUCAGAGGUGUACUGUAUAAAGAUCUUACAUAA